Messenger RNA from Oppiella nova, 2919 nucleotides. Lineage: Eukaryota; Metazoa; Arthropoda; Arachnida; Sarcoptiformes; Oppiidae. The record is from the annotation of a GenBank genome assembly.
AUGAUUGACUUUAAGGGUAAAAAUUUACUAGUUGCAUCCAAUAAGGUAGGUGCCGUUCAACAAAAGAGAGCGCACUUUGCGAUGGGAUGCCUAACCAUAUCGGAUGAGCGCACAAAAGCCGUUACAUUUACCGAUCCUUAUUACAUAAACUCCAUAUCAUUCACAGCACCGGUACAGGAUUCUCAUAAUAAGGAUACUAAAAAUUCUGUGUUUAGGAUUAAACACCCGGCACAGGGUUAUUGUGUUUGUGAUAAUAUCGGGGAAUAUGUGGACUACAAUGAAGUGAACACCACAUCGGGUGUAGUGAUGGGACGGGUAGUGCAUGUGUUUAACCAAAGUAUUCAUCAGUUUUUGAAUAUACCAUACGCUGAGCCACCGUUGGGACGGCUUAGGUUUGCCCGACCGGAACCACUCAAACAACCCAUUCAGGGUAUUAUCGAUGGAACCAAACUCGGGAACUCCUGCAUGCAAGUGGUGAGUCCCGUACCAGACUAUGACGUUAACCUCACCAUCAGUGAGGACUGUUUGGUGUUAAACAUAUGGACACCAAAUGUGGGAAACAAUAACUCAUCGCAAGAGUCACCACUAAAACCAGUCAUGUUUUGGAUUCAUGGCGGGGGUCUAGCCGUGGGCUCCAUAUUUCAGAUCCCGCCAUAUAAUGGCAGCAUUUUGUCCACAUAUGAUGUGGUUUUAGUGGCCACUAACUAUAGACUGGGUGCGUUUGGCUACUUAUAUAGUGACAGCGACUCGACGCCCGGAAAUGUGGGCUUUUAUGACCAGCUAUUGGCUCUCAAAUGGGUAAGAGAUAAUAUCCAUGCGUUUGGUGGUGAUAAGGAUCAGAUCACUAUAUUUGGUGAGAGCGCCGGCAGCUGGUCUACAUCUUUGAUAAAUAAUAUCCAUGCGUUUGGUGGUGAUAAGGAUCAGAUCACUAUAUUUGGUGAGAGCGCCGGCAGCUGGUCUACAUCUGUCCACAUACUGUCGCCGCUAUCUCGGGGUCUAUUCAAGAGGGCUAUUAUGGAAAGUGGGGCCCAAUUGUACUAUAAGGAGAGACCCAUUUUAAACGCAACGGAGGCCUUAAGUCAGGCCAAGGAAAUGGCAAAACAUUUUGAUUGUAGUGAAGAUCAAUGGUUGCAGUGUUUGAGACAAUUGAGUGCAGAAGAUAUCAAUAACUACCCAAAGAUUAGUGCCUUUCCCAUCGAGGGCACAGAGUUUUUACCCGUCAAAGCACAGACAGCUUUUAGGGACGGGUUUUAUAAUCAAGAUAUCGACAUAAUAGGCGGUGCGACCAGAAAUGAGGGCUCAUUGCUUUCAUAUUAUAUUUACCCUAAACUUCAAACAAACAUAACUUUAGAGGACUUCACGGAUUUGGUCCAACAAUCGGAUGCAUUCUUUCGCGGCAUAGAUGUCCAGAAUGUGACCCAAAUCUACCUCAAGAAUGUCAACACUAGUGACUCCCAGGCACUCAAAUGGGCUUUUUAUGACUAUUUCGGUGAUAUGUUCAUGAAGUGUCCCACAUAUCACUUCAGCAAACAGUUUGCUAAACAUAAUACAAAUACUUCUCAUAAUGUAUACUACUAUGAGCUGACAUACCAGAGCAAAAACGCUGCCCAUACCGGUUGUAUGGAGGAGACAAUGGGUAUAUGCCAUGGAUCUGAUGUCGAGUUUGUCUUUGGGUCUCCCAUUCUGACAUACCAGAGCAAAAACGCUGCCCAUACCGGUUGUAUGGAGGAGACAAUGGGUAUAUGCCAUGGAUCUGAUGUCGAGUUUGUCUUUGGGUCUCCCAUUGUCUCGCGAAAUACGAAUACAUUAUUGGACAUGAAAUUCAGUUUAGAAAUCAUGCAAAUGUGGACUCAAUUCGCUAAAACCGGAGUGCCAUCGAGUGAUUGGCCAACAUUUAUAGACAAUGCAAAUAACACCAUAAGAAUCAAGAAUCUGAACCCAAACACCACCACUCCUGUCAUGUAUAACCCUAUUGAAGUUUGUGUUUGUGAUGAGAACUAUGUAGAAGUGAACACUACAUCAGGUUUAGUGAGGGGACAGACUAUUCUAUACCAUUCGCCGAACCCCCGGUUGGGAACCUCAGUUGACCCCCAAGUGGAUCACGUGAUCCGUCACGUAAUUGCUGGCCAUAACCGCACCGGUAGGGUCGACGAGGCAUUCUAUGUGGUGGACGUCGAGGAUAUCAUAGAUAAGUACCAGAGACUCCGGAAAUACUUACCGCGAGUACAGCAACACUACGCCAUGAAAUGCAAUCCAUCGCCGAUAGUACUCCAAGUGAUGGUCGGACUGGGGAUGAGCUUUGACUGCGCCUCCCGGUACUGCAUUAUUGAAGUUUGUGUUUGUGAUGAGAACUAUGUAGAAGUGAACACUACAUCAGGUUUAGUGAGGGGACAGACUAUUCGUGUGUUAAACACCAGUGUUGACCAGUUUUUAAGUAUACCAUUCGCCGAACCCCCGGUUGGGAACCUCAGGUUCGCUCGACCACUACCUCUCAAGAAACCAAUUUCAUACUUACGAGGCACUAUAGAUGGCACAAAAAUGGGCAACUCAUGUAUGCAACUGCCCGGCCCUAUACCCGGCGUACCCAUAACUCUUAGUGAGGACUGUUUGAUACUAAACAUAUGGACACCAAAUGUGAGAGACAACAGCCUGUCAUCUCAAGCACCGGCACUAAAACCUGUUAUGUUUUGGAUAUACGGCGGGGGAUUAGCCACGGGAUCCAUAUUCUUAUAUAACGGCAGUCUAUUGUCGACACAUGAUGUAGUAAUAGUGGCCCCAAAUUAUAGACUAGGUCCUUUUGGAUUUCUAUACGGUGGCAAUGACUCGGCGCCUGGAAAUCUAGGUUUUUAUGACCAGUUAUUGGCUCUUAAAUGGGUUAGAGAUAAUAUCCAUUUGUUUGGCGGUGAUAAGGAUCACUAG